Molecule: messenger RNA, 873 nt
Organism: Triticum aestivum (bread wheat)
Lineage: Eukaryota; Viridiplantae; Streptophyta; Magnoliopsida; Poales; Poaceae
Product: polyubiquitin 11
Molecular function (GO): protein binding
Source: RefSeq, a predicted model, not a curated record
UCUUGGUAUCUCCGCGGCGGGUCGCUCUCCUCUCCUCUGCCUUUCCCCGAAAUUGCGUGGUAGAGACCUCGCAUCGCUCCCCACCCGUCGUCACCCGUGCCGUAGCCUCACGGGACUCUUCCCCCUUUAAAUCCCCCUCCCCUCCCGUCUCCUCCUCCACUCAUCCAAUCCUCCCUGCCAAGCGACCCCAAGAAAGUUUCCGAUCGAAUCGAAGCCAAGGCCUUCUCGCCCACCUCCAAGAUGCAGAUCUUUGUGAAGACCCUCACCGGCAAGACCAUCACCCUUGAGGUCGAGUCCUCUGACACGAUCGACAACGUCAAGGCGAAGAUCCAGGACAAGGAGGGCAUCCCUCCGGACCAGCAGCGCCUCAUCUUCGCUGGCAAGCAGCUUGAGGACGGUCGCACCCUUGCUGACUACAACAUCCAGAAGGAGUCCACCCUCCACCUGGUGCUCCGCCUGCGUGGUGGCAUGCAGAUCUUUGUCAAGACCCUCACCGAAGGCGAAGAUCCAGGACAAGGAGGGUAUCCCACCGGACCAGCAGCGCCUCAUCUUUGCUGGUAAGCAGCUCGAGGAUGGCCGCACUCUGGCGGACUACAACAUCCAGAAGGAGUCCACCCUUCACUUGGUGCUCCGCCUCCGUGGUGGCCAGUAAGUGCCUGGCCAUGGAGCUGCUUAUGUCUCUGGGCUCACGAGUCGGUUGUCUUUUUGUGUACUCCGUUGUGAUUGUCAGCGUGUCCUCGUCUGGUCUUGUUCUUUGUUGCUACCGUGUUGUGGUCUAGCGUUAUAUCUGGCUGCGUCUGAACUUUAUGCUGUGCUGCAGCAGAUUUGGAUGAACUUGAAUGAAUAAAUGAGCCCUGAACUUGUGCCUGUUUU